GCUUCGUUUUCAAACAUGCGCAUGCGCAGUUGUUGUUGUUUUUUUAAAGCUGUGUUUCGUUUUAAGGUGAAAGUGAAAGUUAAGUUCGCUGGCAGUCACGUCGGUCCUGAAUGAACCAGAACUAGAAGCAGGUUCAGACCGUGUGAGUACAGCUUCUGGACUUCAAGGCUGCUGAACAAGUCCUAGUUUCGCAGAAAUGGCUAAACCACAUAAUCGUAACGACAGCUCUCAGAUGAAAGCCAGCCUCCAACAUGAUGACGACCAAAAGAACAGAAACAGGAAACCCGACCCACUAAAGCAGCAGGACAGUAAAGACAGCAGAGGUCCGGGCAGCUCCUCCUCUGAUGGGUCCAGGUGUGCUGAGGAUGACAAACCAAAAACAAGUGAUCAAAACACAGAUUUGAUGCGGUGGGAAGAUGGAGCCACCUCCGUUACCGCUGGGUCCAGGUGUGCUGAGGAUGACAAACAGAACAGAAACAGCUACAAGAAUGAUUGGACAAGGCGGGAUGAUGACGCCUCAUCGUGCUGUCAGCUGGACAGCCUGAGAAGACUUCCAAAGCUGGAUAUCAAGCUGGGACCCCUGAACUUCAGCAGGUCUCACACUGUCCUCAUAAAUGUGGACAUUUUCAAACAAUGUGGACCUGUUCCUCAGGACGGGAGAGAUCUGUGGGACAGAAACUUUGUCAAGAUGCCAUGUUCACCCUCAUCAAAACUGGAUUCAAAAUUCAAGUUCACCCAAGUGUCAAGAUGGAAGCUGAUCUAUGAGAAUCUGAAGGCUCUGGCCAAUAAGGCAACAGCAAGUGUUGAUGAGGUGGCGGAAGCCAUCUUUAAAUACAACCCCAAGUACAAAGGUCAGUGGUCGUUUGAUGCACUUUCCAGGUUUGUUGAGCGGAUCCCAAAAAUAGAAAAUGACUUUGAGAAACUGUUUCCGAGGAUUGCUGCUUUAGCCUUGGAUCUGCCUGAGCAAGUCAAAAAGGCCGUCCCGUUGCUUCAGAGAGGACACCCUGCAUCCAUCACUCUGUCGCAGGUUCAGAUCUCCUGCCUGCUCGCCAAUGCCUUCUACUGUACCUUCCCUCACCGCAACAGCUCCGGACCUGGUGCAGAAUACCACAGCUACCCAUCCAUCAACUUCACCAGACUGUUUGCAGAUUGGUCAGAACGUAAAAAGGAGAAGCUGAGGGCCGUCAUGCAUUACUUUAAAAAGGUGUUAGAAACUAAACCUGAAGGACUGGUGACCUUUCAGAGGUGUUGCCUCCGAGACACAGACGUACCACACUGGUGGAACUGUAAGGAGACCUUGGAUAAACUGCACCUAACAUCUCAGGGCAGCAUCGAGACUGAAGGUACAGGUAUGCUCCAGGUAGACUUUGCCUCCAGCUGGAUUGGUGGAGGUGUUCUGGACUCUGGUCUGAUCCAGGAGGAGAUCCUGUUCCUCAUGAAUCCAGAACUGAUCGUGGCUCGACUUUUCACUGAGAAACUGGCAGACAACGAAUGUCUCAUCAUCACAGGCUGUCAGACGUUCAGUCAGUACUCUGGUUAUAGUGACAGGUUUGAGUGGGCGGGCCCCUAUGACGACCUCCUUGAAAGAGAUGAGUGGGCUCGACUGAACAGACAGAUCCUGGCAAUGGAUGCGCUGCGCUUCAAACAUCGACGAGAUCAGUACAACAUGGGCCGAAUCACCAGGGAGCUCAACAAGGCAUACUGUGGGUUUAAAGACCACCGUGGGCUCAGAGGGCCAGACAUCGCCACAGGAAAGUGGGGCUGUGGAGCAUUUAAAGGAGACCCACAACUUAAAGCCCUGAUCCAGCUGAUGGCCGCAGCAAAGGCCAGGAAGGGUUUGGCCUUCUUCACGUUUGGAGAUGAAGACCUGAAGGAAAGGCUGGAGCAGAUCUACCACCUGCUGCUCACAGAGAAGACAACAGUUGGCCAACUGUAUGAAGUUCUGGUGAAUUACUGUGCUGUGAGGCAAACAGAAGGUUCCCACGUGGAUCUGUUUGAGUUCAUCAGAACAACCAUCAAACCUUCCAGAAGUCAGCUGUAAAGAAGUCAGCUGUGAAGUCUGCACCCAGUUUGAUCUAAACCAGGGGUUCUCAAAUGUUUUGGGUCUGGGGACCCCUUACCAGGGUGAAAAAAUUCCAGGGACCC
Austrofundulus limnaeus is the source of this 2145-nucleotide messenger RNA. RefSeq names its product poly (ADP-ribose) glycohydrolase, like (gene pargl). The record is from RefSeq and is a predicted model, not a curated record. The transcript is spliced from 16 exons. Bases 197 to 2041 code for a protein of 614 amino acids. Gene Ontology annotation, molecular function: poly(ADP-ribose) glycohydrolase activity. Lineage: Eukaryota; Metazoa; Chordata; Actinopteri; Cyprinodontiformes; Rivulidae. Gene Ontology annotation, biological process: carbohydrate metabolic process; regulation of DNA repair; ATP generation from poly-ADP-D-ribose. Gene Ontology annotation, cellular component: nucleus; cytoplasm.